GUCGAGUGGCCCAGCUGUGCGCGGGCCGACUCGCGCGCGCUAUGACGAGCGUCUUUAACAACCUGCGCCUGGCGGGUUAUGGCGGCGUCGGCUCGCUGAGCGUCGGCGAGGAGAUCAAGUGGUUCAACAAGCAGGAGGGCAAGAGCAAGAAGGUCAAGGCGGCGGAGGUGUCGCGCGCGUCCUGGUCGACCUUCGGCAAGCACGGCUGCGCGACGCUCUUCGGCGCCGACGGGUCGGAGCUGCUCAAGCUCGACGGCUUCGCGCGGCGCGACCAGGAGACGCUCGGCGGCGCGCUCAAGGACCAGGGCGUCGCGCUGAGCGACGUCGAGUUCUGCUCGUCGGGCGUGAACCGGGGCAAGCACAGCUUCGAGGACGGCCAGCGUUUGGUAGUUCACCAGACGGCGCCCGGCGAGGGCAAGGAGCCGAAGCGCUUGUUCGACAUCGACCUGUCCAAGGUGAGCCAGUGCGUGCUGCCCGCGGGCGUCGGCAAGCAGGCCGGCGAGCAGAAGGAGGUGACCAUGCAGUUCGACGACAAGGCCGCGCCCGACGACCACCAGCUCGUCGAACUUCGCCUCUACAUCCCGCCGGGGUCGCGGUCCUACGCGGAGGACGAGGAGGAGGACGACGACGACGCGGGCGAGGCCGCGCGCGUCCACGCGAAGAUCAUGGAGUACUCGAAGCUCACGUCCGUGACGGGCACGCAGCUCGCGCAGUUCGGCGCCGAGGACGGCGCGUUCCUCCUCCCGCGCGGCCGCUACGCCGUCGAGAUGUACGGCGACUUCUUCCGCAUGCACGGCAACAUGUACGACUACAAGAUCAACUUCGCCGACGUCGAGCGCUUCAUCCUGCUGCCGCGGACCGACGACGUGCACUACGCGUUCAUCAUCGCGCUCGACAAGCCCAUCCGCCAGGGCCAGCAGCGCUACGGCCACCUCGUCUGGCAGCUCAAGAAGGGCGACAAGGCCAUCACCGUGAAUUUGAGCGAGGCCGAGCUCUCCGAGCGCUACGGCGCGGGCUCGGGGCUCAAGCCCGAGCUCGCGGGACCGCUCUACCAGCUCGUCGCGCGCGUCUUCAAGGUCCUCAGCGGCAAGAAGGUCUUCACCACCGGCAAGUUCCGGUCCAACGACGACCGCCACGCCGUCAACUGCUCCGUCAAGGCGUCGACGGGCCAGCUCUACCCGCUUGAGCGGUCCUUCGUCUUCGUCCACAAGCCCACGCUCGUGCUCCGCUUCGAGGACGUCGCCUCCGUCGAGUUCGAGCGCUUCUCGGGCUACGGCCAGGGCUCGGCGACGAAGAACUUCGACCUCAAGGUCUCCAUGCGCUCCGUCGGCGGCGACCCGCCGAAGGACCACUCCUUCACGUCCAUCGAGCGCGCCGAGUACAAGCCCCUCCUCGAGUUCCUCACGUCCAAGGGCCUCAAGAUCCGCAACCUCCAGGAGACGGCCGCGCGCGCGACGAACGCCGCCAAGGAGGCGCUCGGCAUCGGCUCCGACGACGACGACGACGACGACGCGGCCCCCGCGGCGCGCGGCGGCGACUCCAACGACGAGGACUCGCCCGACGAGGACUACGAGGACGCCGGCGCGCCCGCGAGCGACGACGACGACGACGACGACGACGACGACGGCGACGGCGACGGCUCCGACGACGACGAGGCGCCCAAGAUCGCGAAGAAGCCCAAGAAGGAGGCCGCCGCGGAGCCCAAGCCCAAGAAGCGCAAGGCCGAGCCCAAGAAGGAGAAGGCCGAGCCCAAGAAGAAGCGCAAGAAGAAGGACCCCAACGCGCCCAAGGGCAAGUCGUCGGCCUACAUCAUGUUCGGCAACGCGAAGCGCGCCGAGGUCAAGGAGCAGCACCCGGACUUCUCCCUCGGCGACAUCGGCCGCGAGCUCGGCAAGCGCUGGAAGGAGCUCACCGACGACGACAAGAAGCCCUACGUCGACCUCGCGACCGCGGACGCGGAGCGCUACGACCGCGAGAUGGCGGCCUACAAGGCCAAGCAGCAGGCCGAGGGCGCGGGCGGCGACGACGACAGCGACGACGAGUGAGCGGCCGGGGAGACGCCGCGCGGCGCGGCGGCCUAAGAUUCGCGCGCC
This is a messenger RNA of Aureococcus anophagefferens, 2093 nucleotides long. RefSeq lists its product as hypothetical. Lineage: Eukaryota; Pelagophyceae; Pelagomonadales; Pelagomonadaceae. The record is from RefSeq and is a predicted model, not a curated record. Gene Ontology annotation, molecular function: nucleosome binding; histone binding; DNA binding. The transcript has 2 exons. The coding region runs from base 42 to 2045 and encodes 667 amino acids. Gene Ontology annotation, cellular component: FACT complex; nucleus.